UAGCUACGAUGUGCAUAGAUUAAACAGACCAAUAAUAGCAUUCGCUUUCGGAAACAGCCUCCAUUCCAGCAUUCGGGCACGGAAAAACCUUCCCCCCGAUCCAUCCAAACUUUACCAAACCUCAACCAUCUCCAUACUGUGUCUACCGGGGGAUAACACACCCAGUCCCUCCCUUACACACAAACACCCCACAAUGCUCUGCCGGCGCUGUAUACGCGCCUCCUCGCGCUGGGCCACCACCCCCAACCCGACAACCUCCACGCAACCUCCAUCCCGCUUCUUCACCAGCACCUCCCCAACCCUCACCACCGCGACACCCGCAGCAUCCACCACCACCUCCACCGCUCCGCCUCCGCCUCCUUCCUCCUCCAAACUCACCACCUCUUCACAAACCCCCACAGCCGCCUCCUCAUCCCCCGCAGAAAAGCCAAAAGAAAAAGAGAAGAAACUCCCGCAACACCCGCUCGUCAAAUCCAGCGUCCCCGCCGGCACGCCCCUCAAGGGCCUCAACUUCCUCAAGAACAAGGAAGACCCCGUCGCCAUGGAGGAUAGCGCGUACCCGCCCUGGCUGUGGACGAUCCUGCAGCGGCAGGAGGCGAAGAAGGACGGUGGUGCGGGCGGGGAUGCGGCGGGGGAUCUGUUUUCCAAAUCCAAGAAACAGCGCCGCCUAGCCGCAAAACGGCUCCGCAAGGAACAGCUCGCCAACCCGGACCUCCUCAUCCCAAAGGUCCCCAUCUACGAGCAGACGAUCGAUUUGCCGGCGGGUGACGGCACGCCCGAGGGGGCCGUGGCGGCGGCCAGGGCGAGGGACGAGCUGCGCAAGGCGUUGAGGGAUAAGCGGCGGGCCAAGAUCAAGGAGGGCAACUUUUUGAAGGCUAUGGGGUAGAUGGCGGAGGGGGAGUGGGUAUAUCAUUUUUAUGGGGAGACUUGGCGGAGUGUUUAUCGAACCGAUUUGGAUCUUUUGUGUAGGGAUAUAGGGGAGUGAGUGUACGAUAGGAACGGCUUUUGGAAGCCUGGAUCUAGAGAGAAGCAGAAGAAGAAGAGGGAGAAGAUGGAGAAGACAGGAUUGUAAAUAUACACGUUGCGUGGGACGAACACCAAAUUAUUAUCUCCAUCCUAGCCCACCUCUAACAACCACCAACCCACCCAAUCACCGCACAAAUGCCCUUCAGUACAAAUCCAACUUUCUGAACUUCGCAU
Westerdykella ornata is the source of this 1200-nucleotide messenger RNA. RefSeq lists its product as uncharacterized. The record is from RefSeq and is a predicted model, not a curated record. Gene Ontology annotation, molecular function: structural constituent of ribosome. The transcript has 2 exons. Bases 194 to 886 code for a protein of 230 amino acids. Gene Ontology annotation, cellular component: mitochondrial large ribosomal subunit. Lineage: Eukaryota; Fungi; Ascomycota; Dothideomycetes; Pleosporales; Sporormiaceae.